Messenger RNA from Macadamia integrifolia, 907 nucleotides. Its product is annotated as ras-related protein RIC1-like. The transcript has 7 exons. Gene Ontology annotation, molecular function: GTP binding; GTPase activity. The record is from RefSeq and is a predicted model, not a curated record. The annotation marks the transcript as partial. NCBI's taxonomy places the organism in Eukaryota, Viridiplantae, Streptophyta, Magnoliopsida, Proteales, Proteaceae.
CUACAAAUUGUGUUUUGCAGCGACUAUCUUUUCAAGCUGUUGCUUAUUGGUGAUUCUGGCGUUGGCAAAUCAUGCCUUCUAUUGAGAUUUGCGGAUGAUUCGUAUUUGGAGAGUUACAUCAGUACCAUUGGUGUUGAUUUUAAAAUCCGCACAGUAGAGCAGGACGAGAAGACAAUUAAACUUCAAAUUUGGGAUACUGCUGGACAAGAGCGUUUCCGGACAAUUACAAGUAGUUAUUACCGUGGUGCACAUGGCAUUAUCAUUGUUUAUGAUGUUACGGACCAAGAAAGCUUCAAUAAUGUCAAGCAGUGGUUGAAUGAGAUUGACCGAUAUGCAAGUGAAAAUGUGAACAAGCUUUUGGUUGGAAACAAGUGUGAUUUGACUGCUAACAAAGUGGUAUCUACUGAAACUGCGAAGGCAUUCGCAGAUGAGAUCGGGAUCCCGUUCUUGGAAACAAGUGCAAAGGAUGCAACAAAUGUAGAGCAGGCUUUCAUGACCAUGGCCGCCGACAUAAAAAAUCGGAUGGCAAGUCAGCCAGCGAUGAAUACCAACAGGCCAGCAACUGUGCACAUGCGUGGUCAGCCAGUUGCUCAAAAGACCUCAUGUUGCUCUUCUUAAUUAGCUCCUUGUCAUCUAAAAGCAGACCUGAUGAUUUGCUUUUGAUGGGGGAGAUGUUUGGAGCCACAAGCCUGCAAGUAUCAUAUAGGGUUUACUACACUUGUACUUUACCCCAUUCAUUGUUUAAACCACACCUAUCAUCAUGUAUAUAGAAGAAAGGUGAGAGACACCGCCAAUGAUACUUUGUGUUGGUCACUGACACAACUGUUCUUCAUUGUUAAUGUCCAGAUUCAAAAUGUCUGAAAUUCGUGUGCAGAACUGAAAAUGAAUGUGAUUUGUUUCCCUAUUA